AUGAACACACACACGAGCGCGUUGACGUCAUCCUCCGCCCGAGCGGCUCUCGUGAAUACCAAAGUCCUCUCGCUUCGAAAGAAAGGACGACAUGCUUCCUCCUCUUCCUCCUCCUCAGGAAAACAAACUAAAAAACAGACGAUGAUAAUAAAAGCGGUAUCGAACUCGGUCACGCCAGACAACGAUUGGGGAGAAUCCACGCAAGCCGUUCACAACGGCGAGAGAGGUGGGAGACCGAGAAUCUCAGAUUCCUUGACGACUCCAAUCGUGUGCACGUCCACGUAUACGUUUAAAGAUACCCAAGAGUUGAUCGAUUAUCAAGAGGGUAACUACGGGUCGUUCGAGUACGGGAGGUACGGGAACCCGACCACGCGGGCGGCGGAAGAGAAAAUUCGCUUAUUGGAAGGUGGCGACGAUUGCUUACUAUCUGCUUCCGGGAUGUGCACCGCAGUGACCAUGCUUCUUUCUUUGGUUCCAGCCGGAGGACACAUCGUCACCACUACGGAUUGCUACAGAAGAACCCGUCAGUUUAUCCAAACGUUUCUCCCGAAGAUGGGUAUCACGUCGACGGUUUUGGAUCCGUCCGAUUACGAUGGUUUGCAAAAAGCCUUGGACGAACACGACUGUUCCUUGUACUUUUCUGAGUCGCCGACGAACCCUUAUUUAAGGUGCGUUGAUAUCGACAGAAUUUCAAAGAUGUGCAAACCAAAAGGAUGCUUAGUGUGCAUCGACGGGACUUUCGCGACGCCGUGUAACUUGAAGCCGCUCAAGUUUGGAGCAGAUCUGGUCAUUCACUCCGCGUCCAAGUAUAUGGGAGGUCACAACGACGUGCUAGCUGGUGUCAUUGUUGGACAAAAAGAAGCCGUGAGUAAAGUGAGAGCGUUCCACAACAUUGUCGGAGGGGUUUUGGACCCGCACGCGGCGUACUUGAUUUUGAGAGGUUUGAAAACGUUGAGUUUAAGAGUCGAAAGACACAACUCGAACGCGCAAAGGUUAGCCGAAUGGUUGGAGGCACACCCAAAGAUUGCGAAAGUUCACUAUCCGGGCUUGAAAUCGCAUCAAGAUCACGAGGUAGCGAAGAAAUAUAUGACUGGUUUUGGCGGGGUUGUUUCUUUUGAAGUCGACGGAGAUUUGUGGCAAACCGCCAAGUUUAUCGACGAAUGCAGGUUGCCGUACAUCGCGCCAUCUUUGGGAGGUGUCGAAUCGUUGAUCGAACAACCGACGGUUGUUUCUUACUGGGAUCAAGGACCUGAAAAAAGAGCGGCGAUUGGUAUUAAAGACAAUCUCGUUCGAUUCGCGUGUGGUAUCGAAGAUUACGCAGAUAUCGAAGCGGAUUUCAAACAAGCGUUAGAUAAAAUCUAG
Molecule: messenger RNA, 1362 nt
Organism: Bathycoccus prasinos
Lineage: Eukaryota; Viridiplantae; Chlorophyta; Mamiellophyceae; Mamiellales; Bathycoccaceae
Product: cystathionine gamma-synthase
Exons: 1
Coding region: 1-1362 (453 amino acids)
Biological process (GO): transsulfuration
Cellular component (GO): chloroplast
Molecular function (GO): cystathionine gamma-synthase activity; pyridoxal phosphate binding
Source: RefSeq, a predicted model, not a curated record